AUGGAGGAGCUUGAUCGGUAUAUUGGGGCCUCUCUGAAUCACGAGGAGCCUCUGAACCUCUCAGCAGAGCGCAGUGACCAGUCUCUUGAAGACUGUAACCAGUCUCUUGAAGACUGUAACCAGUCUCUUGAAGACUGUAACCAGUCACUUGAAGACUGUAACCAGUCUCUUGAAGACUGUAACCAGUCACUUGAAGACUGUAACCAGUCCCUUGAAGACUGUAACCAGUCACUUGAAGACUGUAACCAGUCCCUUGAAGACUGUGACCAGUCUCUUGAAGACUGUAACCAGUCACUUGAAGACUGUAACCAGUCCCUUGAAGACUGUAACCAGUCGCUUGAAGACUGUAACAUGUCCCUUGAAAACUGUAACCAGUCACUUGAAGACUGCCUAAUGCAGAAACGUAACAUUCAAGAAAGUAUAGAAGGAUACAAACGGUUUUCAUUUGAUGUAGGCCAAGUGCGGAAACGUAACGUUGAAGUAAGUAUAGAAGGAUACGAAAAUUUUUCAUCUCAUAUAGGCAUAGUGCGGAAACGUAACAUUCAAGAAAGUAUGGAAGGAUACGAACGGAUUUCAUUUGAUGUAGACCUAGCGCGUAAACGUAACGUUCAAAUAGCGGGACAAAGAGAAAAGGACUGGAUGGAUCAGGACAAAGAGAAAAGGACUGGAUGGAUCAGGACAAAGAGAAAAGGACUGGAUGGAUCAGGACAAAGAGAAAAUGACUGGAUGGAUCAGGACAAAGAGAAAAGGACUGGAUGGAUCAGGACAAAGAGAAAAGGACUGGAUGGAUCAGGACAAAGAGAAAGAAAGAUUGGAUGA
Limulus polyphemus (Atlantic horseshoe crab) is the source of this 819-nucleotide messenger RNA. RefSeq names its product chitin biosynthesis protein CHS5-like. Lineage: Eukaryota; Metazoa; Arthropoda; Merostomata; Xiphosura; Limulidae. The transcript has 4 exons. The record is from RefSeq and is a predicted model, not a curated record. The coding region runs from base 1 to 819 and encodes 272 amino acids.